AUCGGCAGUCGGUUGUUCAUUCGCUGUUUGCUGUUUGCAGUUGAAAAGUUUCAGUAGAUUGUGGCUGAUCAUCACAAAUUCGUGCCUUGUCUGUGUGAAAGUUAUUUACUAACUUUUAUACUUCAUUUUUUACGUGACCUUUGUGUGCGUUCCUCAAUCGCCGCGACCAUGCGUGAGAUUGUUCAUCUGCAGGUUGGACAAUGUGGCAACCAGAUUGGAGCCAAGUUUUGGGAGGUUAUUUCCGAUGAGCAUGGCAUUGAUCCAACCGGGACGUACCGCGGUGACUCAAAGCUGCAGUUGGAACGGAUCAAUGUGUAUUACAACGAAGCUGGGGGCGGAAGUAAAUAUGUCCCUCGCGCUAUUUUGGUUGACCUGGAGCCUGGGACAAUGGAUUCCGUCCGGUCGUCUCCAUUUGGGCAGCUUUUCCGCCCGGACAAUUUCAUUUUCGGACAAAGUGGCGCUGGGAACAAUUGGGCUAAAGGGCAUUACACGGAGGGCGCUGAACUGGUGGAUUCGGUACUGGAUGUGGUGCGCAAGGAAGCGGAAGGUUGCGACUGUUUGCAAGGAUUCCAGCUGACGCAUUCGCUCGGCGGCGGCACUGGGUCUGGUAUGGGAACAUUGCUCAUUUCCAAAAUCCGAGAGGAAUAUCCCGAUCGCAUCAUGACUACGUUCAGUGUGGUUCCAUCUCCUAAGGUGUCGGAUACGGUGGUGGAACCGUAUAAUGCCACUUUAUCGGUGCAUCAGCUGGUCGAAAAUACGGAUGAGACAUUCUGCAUCGAUAAUGAAGCGCUGUAUGACAUUUGUUUCCGAACCCUGAAGCUGACCACUCCUACCUAUGGAGAUCUCAACCAUUUGGUUUCGGCUACUAUGUCUGGGGUCACUACGUGCUUCCGCUUUCCCGGUCAACUCAACGCCGACCUGCGUAAAUUGGCGGUCAAUAUGGUCCCUUUUCCUCGUCUGCAUUUCUUCAUGCCUGGCUUUGCUCCCUUAACUGCCCGCGCUGCACAAGGUUAUCGCGCAUUGACUGUUGCUGAACUGACCACGCAGAUGUUUGAUUCCAAGAAUAUGAUGGCAGCGUGUGAUCCUCGUCAUGGACGAUAUUUGACAGUUGCGGCUAUUUUCCGGGGGCGCAUGAGCAUGAAAGAUGUUGAUGAUCAGAUGCUGCAGAUUCAGAAUAAGAAUUCGAGUUAUUUCGUGGAAUGGAUUCCAAAUAACAUUAAGACUGCAGUUUGCGAUAUUCCUCCUCGUGGAUUAAAAAUGGCAGCUACAUUCAUCGGGAACAGCACGGCCAUUCAAGAGUUGUUCAAACGGAUUUCGGAACAGUUUACAGCCAUGUUUCGACGAAAGGCGUUUUUGCAUUGGUACACUGGGGAAGGAAUGGAUGAAAUGGAAUUUACGGAAGCCGAAUCCAACAUGAACGAUUUGAUAUCCGAAUACCAGCAGUAUCAGGAAGCCACAGCGGAAGACGAAGGGGAGUUUGAAGAGGGAGAGCCGCAGUCUACCGAUCAGGAAGCAGCCUAAAAAUUUUUUUCUCGUCUACCUUCACUGGUGUUCUUUUUGUUUUCUUUAAUGUUGGUCGAUCCUAUUAUCAUCCUAAAGUUUUGUGAGGCCGGUCGUUUAGCUACGGUUUAAAUUUGAGAUUGACAGUCUUUUUAUGUGUAAUCUCAGUAUCUCGUUAAUCCAUUUUUGUCGUGACAACUUAAAUGUUUGGUGUUGCAACUGUACUAGGUUACGGUACGUGCUUAAUGCUUAUAAAUUCUUUAUUUGAA
This is a messenger RNA of Paramacrobiotus metropolitanus, 1769 nucleotides long. RefSeq names its product tubulin beta chain-like. The coding region runs from base 169 to 1521 and encodes 450 amino acids. The record is from RefSeq and is a predicted model, not a curated record. NCBI's taxonomy places the organism in Eukaryota, Metazoa, Tardigrada, Eutardigrada, Parachela, Macrobiotidae. Gene Ontology annotation, biological process: mitotic cell cycle; microtubule cytoskeleton organization. The transcript is spliced from 9 exons. Gene Ontology annotation, molecular function: GTP binding; structural constituent of cytoskeleton; GTPase activity. Gene Ontology annotation, cellular component: microtubule; cytoplasm.